CUUCCCGGAGAUCUGAGUCAAACCUCCGAAGAUCAGAGCCUGUCAGAUUUUGAAAUAUCAAACCGAGCGCUUAUAAACGUCUGGAUUCCUUCCGUCUUUCUCCGUGGGAAAGCAGCAAAUGCAUUUCAUGUUUAUCAAGUAAGCGUUCUGUUCAGCCAGAGUAUAUUGCCGUGAUGGCAAACCUAUGACACACGUGCCACAGGUGGCAGGUGGGGCCAUAUUUGCUGGCACGCCAGUCAUCAGCUCUGGGGCACAUGUGCAUGCCGGACAGCCGAUUUUCAGCUUCCGGAGGGCAGGGGAGGCCGUUUUCGCCUGCCCCAGGAUUCAGGAAAGCCUCCAAAGCCCAUUUGUGUGGAUUUGUGUGUGUCAUACAUGCAUGCUCAAGUGGGCAGGGAGGAUUGAAUUGGUGCGGGCAUGCAUGCGCAUGCUGUAUCACAUGCGCAGACAAUUUUGGCACGCCAUAAGAAAAAGGUUUGGCAUCCUUGGUAUAUUGGAUGACUGAUUGUCACUAUCCUAGCAUUGAAUUGAA
Thamnophis sirtalis is the source of this 529-nucleotide messenger RNA. Lineage: Eukaryota; Metazoa; Chordata; Lepidosauria; Squamata; Natricidae. The record is from RefSeq and is a predicted model, not a curated record.